GGGGGAACAAAAUAGAGUUCCACGCUGCGACGAUCUAUGUCAUUCUGGGGAGUGAUAAUAUAUUCCACGAAAACGCCCGUCCGCUUCUUUAAUUAUCUAUUUAUUGUCAAACACCAAAACCCCAAAGCUUCGGUUCCUUUAACCUUCCCGAUCAUGGAUGUUGAUUCUCGUCUAUACGAACAAAUUGCAGUCCAUGAAAAUGACAUCCACAACAUCGUUAUGUCGUAUCUUGUGCACAAUUGCUUUAAAGAAACCUUUGAAUCUUUUAUUGCUUGUACUGGGAUGAAGCAGCCUUCUGAUCAUCUUGAGGACAUGGAAAAUAGAAAAAGAAUUUAUCAAUUUGCUUUAGAGGGUAAUGCACUUAAGGCAAUUGAAUUAACUGAACAGCUGGCAACAAAUUUACUAGAGAAAAAUAAGGACCUGUAUUUUGAUCUUCUAAGCCUUCAUUUUGUCGAGCUUGUAUGCUCUAGCAAAUGCACAGAAGCUCUGGAAUUUGCGCAGAUGAAGUUGACCCCUUUUGGGAAGGAGCAAAAAUAUGUUGAAAAGCUUGAAGAUUUUAUGGCUUUGCUUGCAUACGAGGAACCAGAGAAAUCUCCGAUGUUUCACCUGCUUAGUUUGGAGUACCGACAGCAUGUUGCAGAUAGUUUAAAUCGAGCAAUUCUUGCUCAUGCAAACCAUCCAACCUACACGGCAAUGGAACGGCUGGUACAACAAACAACAAUAGUUAGACAAUGCUUAAAUCAAGAGCAUGGAAAGGAUGGGCCGCCACCGUUAUCUUUGAAGGACUUUCUGAACAAUGGCCCUUUGGGUACAUCUAAAUGUUCAUGAACUUUCUGAAGUUUGCCUGAUUGCCUCUUUUCAUGAAUGGUCUGUUAAAGCCUUGAUUUUGCAAUGGGGCCUUUUAAAGUUGGCCUUUUUGAACUUUUAUUUUGAUUUUAGUUCAAUUUGUAUCUGAGAAAGAAGA
This is a messenger RNA of Hibiscus syriacus, 964 nucleotides long. Its product is annotated as glucose-induced degradation protein 8 homolog. NCBI's taxonomy places the organism in Eukaryota, Viridiplantae, Streptophyta, Magnoliopsida, Malvales, Malvaceae. The record is from RefSeq and is a predicted model, not a curated record. Gene Ontology annotation, cellular component: cytoplasm. The coding region runs from base 37 to 828 and encodes 263 amino acids. The transcript is spliced from 7 exons. Gene Ontology annotation, biological process: cell surface receptor signaling pathway; cytoskeleton organization. Gene Ontology annotation, molecular function: protein binding.